Trichoderma atroviride IMI 206040 is the source of this 570-nucleotide messenger RNA. RefSeq lists its product as uncharacterized. NCBI's taxonomy places the organism in Eukaryota, Fungi, Ascomycota, Sordariomycetes, Hypocreales, Hypocreaceae. The record is from RefSeq and is a predicted model, not a curated record.
AUGGACUGGAACGACAAUACAUUCCGCGUGUAUUCUACGCAAAAUGUACAUGGAUCGCAUUGUUACACAUCAUAUUUGGACCAAUCAUCUGAAAAUGAGGUUCAUAUUAUCGAUCACGACAUCGAAGACGACCAAGAUGAUGAUGACGAUGAAGAAGAAGAAGAAGAAGAAGAAGAAGAAGAAAAAACCUCCAACGGCUCGGAUGACUCGGUUUCAUCUGUGGCAAGCGAUGAUAAAGAAUCGAUUCCCUUCGCUAUCUCACCCGAUAACGAGAGCAAAUGUGCCGGACUUGACGACGACCCUAUGCAUGUCACAGCUAUAACUCCUGACGAUGACCGCAUCCAAGGGACUCGAAGACCAAGCUCUUGGGUAGUGCGACUGCAGGGUAGUGACCGAGAUGUCCUGGUAUACGCAGCAAGAUUUAUGGGACUAUUGGGUCCUAGUUACCCGGUUCAGGACGCAAGCAAUAACCUUUUUGGGCAGAUCAUUUCAGUCGGUUUCUUUAAGGGCUCAACAAUAGCUCUUAUUGAGCCGGCGAAAGAGGAUUCGAAACACGCAUGCAAGGAAUGA